AGGGCUUAGUUUUGCAUGUUCCCAUCCAUCCUGCACGACGCGAAAGGGGCCCCCUUAUCCACCUCUCCUGUGUACGAGGAACACCUCCACUGGUGAUCAGCCUUUGCCUUCGUGUGUUUGUCUUGCGGAGAAGCAGCAGCAGCAGCAGCAGCAGCAGCACCACCACCACCACCACCACCACCAGCAGCAGCAGCAGCAGCACCUUUUUCCAGGAGUGGGGCUUGCUUUUUUUUUUUAAUUCAACGAGAAGUCCUGAAGGUUUUGGAUGCGGGCGCUUCAGGGAUGUGGGCACUUUGAGAGCAGCAGCAUCACCCACAAACACAAACAACUGCCAUCGAUUUUUCUCUGAAUAGCACAGAAAGACAAGAAAAAAAAAGAGAAAAGAAACAGAGGAACAAUAGCAAGACAAAAAAAAAAAUCUCGUCUAUUGAACAAUUCACUUUUGCAGUUUGUGGAUACCGCUCUAACUAAGUACAGCACUUUGAGAAUUGCUCACAUCGGACGGACUGAAGAGGGAGGCAAGACCUGUGGACCGGGAUUUUUCCCUCGCAAGUCUUAUCCCGCGAAGAUAAAACCCUGAAGGAUAACACGCUUGGACGUUUAUUUCCCCUAAUUUCACAGGAGGCUCUUCUCUCUCUUUUUUUCCCCCCUUCUUCUUCUUCUUCUUUUCACGCAAAUUGUCCUAAAUGUUUGGGAUUCAGGAAACUAUACCGCGGGGUGGGACGACGAUGAAGGAGGAACCGCUGGGUGGACUGAACUCGGUCCGCUCCUGGAUGCACACAGCUGGGGUGGUGGAUGCAAACACAGCCGCCCAAAGCGGUGUCGGCUUGGCACGGGCACAUUAUGAAAAGCAGCCCCCUUCCAACCUCAGAAAAUCCAAUUUUUUCCAUUUCGUCCUGGCGCUGUAUGACAGACAGGGUCAGCCCGUGGAGAUCGAAAGAACAGCUUUUGUGGACUUUGUGGAGAAAGAAAAAGAACCAACCAGUGAAAAAACUAACAAUGGAAUACAUUACAAACUACAGUUAUUGUACAGCAACGGCGUCAGAACAGAACAGGAUCUUUACAUACGAUUAAUCGAUUCCAUGACGAAGCAGGCCAUAGUUUAUGAGGGUCAGGACAAGAAUCCAGAAAUGUGCAGAGUUCUUCUCACUCAUGAAAUCAUGUGCAGCCGAUGCUGCGAUAAGAAAAGCUGUGGAAACAGGAACGAGACCCCGUCAGACCCCGUCAUCAUUGACAGAUUCUUCCUAAAGUUCUUUCUCAAGUGCAAUCAGAACUGUCUGAAAAAUGCAGGGAAUCCACGAGACAUGCGCAGAUUCCAGGUUGUCGUAUCGACGACCGUCAACGUGGACGGCCAUGUCUUGGCCGUUUCCGACAACAUGUUCGUACACAACAAUUCCAAGCAUGGGCGAAGGGCUCGCAGACUCGACCCUUCAGAAGGUACGCCUCCUUAUCUGGAAAAUGCAGCCACCCCAUGCAUCAAGGCUAUCAGCCCCAGUGAGGGAUGGACCACUGGAGGAGCCACUGUCAUCAUCAUCGGGGACAACUUUUUCGAUGGUCUUCAAGUCGUGUUUGGCACUAUGCUUGUAUGGAGUGAGCUGAUAACUCCCCACGCCAUCCGUGUUCAGACUCCCCCUCGGCACAUCCCCGGCGUUGUGGAAGUCACGCUGUCCUACAAGUCCAAGCAGUUCUGCAAAGGUGCCCCUGGGAGAUUUGUCUAUACUGCUCUCAAUGAGCCCACCAUCGACUACGGUUUCCAGAGGCUGCAGAAGGUCAUCCCCAGACACCCUGGCGAUCCUGAGAGAUUACCAAAGGAGGUGUUACUGAAGAGAGCGGCUGAUCUCGUCGAAGCCCUGUACGGGAUGCCCCACAAUAAUCAGGAGAUCAUUCUGAAGAGGGCAGCUGACAUCGCAGAAGCCCUAUACAGCGUUCCCCGCAACCACAACCAGAUUCCCUCUCUCGCCAACACAGCCUCCCACGGCAUGAUGGGAGUCAACUCCUUCAGCAGCCAGCUAGCAGUCAACGUGUCAGAGUCACAAGGGAAUGACCAAGUUGGCUACAGCCGGAACACCAGCAGCGUGUCCCCCAGGGGCUACAUCUCCAGCAGCACCCCACAGCAGUCGAGCUACAACACAGUCAGCAACAGCAUGAACGGCUACGGCAAUGCCGGCAUGAACCUGGGUGUGCCAAGCUCCCCGGGGUUCCUCAACGGAUCCUCUGCCAACUCCCCAUAUGGAAUUAAACAAAAGAGCGCCUUCGCCCCUGUGGUCCGACCCCAGGCCUCCCCACCCCCCUCCUGCACCAGCGCCAACGGCAACGGACUGCAAGGUGAGCCCCCCUCACCCCCUCAUCCCUUCCCUACGGACUACUGGUCAGAUACCGCUGCUCAGGCCUCUGUCCGGUUUGCCAUGUCCGGCCUGGUUGUCCCUCCAAUGUAAAUGCACUUUUGUCAUCUCGAGCACCAGUCGACACACUACCACUUCACAGGACACUCCCCCUUGUCCCUGUACCCCUCUUCUUCCCAAGCACACUGCAAAAUGCUGGUGUAAUGUAUAGUCAACUGCUCGUUCUGAAGAAAGAAAAAAAAAAAGAGAUUUUUUUCCCCCCCUUUUCAAUGACUUUCAGAACCUGCAGAAAAAAGGAUUUAACAAGAACAAUAUUAUUAUUUUUUUUUUUCUGUGGGAUUUUAUUUUUCUUUACCCUCCCUAACCCACAAUUUUAUCAACCUUUGAAGAGAAAAGGACGCGGGAUGAUGAAGGAUUUAUUUUGUAUACCUGUCGAGUUGAGCUUCAGCCUCGGACAGCCACUCUCAGUACUGGAAGGGACUCUGUGGACUCACCAUCUGGUUGUAAAGUAAAAACACUGAUGUACAGUCCAUUUGCCAACAAACUUGUUUGCCUCAGUUUUUUUUUCUUUCUUUUUUUUUUGUUUCAACUCUCUUUUAAUAGAUUCACAACAGUUGUGCGUCUUUAUAAUGUGACUUUUGUAUUUUUAUGUGUGAGAAAACUACACAGGGGCCAAGACAGUUUGAAUUUCAACUGGAAAAAUAUAUGAAAUAUAUAAUUUAGCAAAAACCGAUCAUAAAAGUACAAUAAAUAUGAAGUAAAAACAGGAUUUCUUUUUUGGGAGGGCCAGGGGGCGGGGGGGUGAUGGGUGGGUGAUGUUGUAUCAUGUUUCAUUCCUGCAUUUUAACUUAAAUUUUGUAAUUUAUUGUAGCUAGAAAUCAUCUUCAAAAGUGAAAAAAAAAAAAUAAUCCUCCGCGUCAACAAGCACACUGAUGUGUACAAAAACACUACUCUGUUGAUGAAUAUGAUGUACUUCCACGUCUAGAGCUUCCUUUUAAGCAAGUGUGUUUUGCCAUGUUUUUUCAACUUUUUUGCUAGCACUGUAUAUUAAUGCAUUCCUAGGCUACUGUGAAAUCUGUUUCUUGUUGAUGAGGAGCAGUCUCCUUUUGGCUCCAACUCCCUUAUGUGUUUUAUAUGUGGUUAAAAAAAUUGUAGACUAUUGUGAUAUUGCCAAACUUGUGCUAAAUAUUUAUACAUCUGUCUUUUUCAUGUUCUUUUAGAUCAACAAAAAAAUGUUUAAAAACAAAAAAAUUAAAACCCAUUGAGAAUGUAGGAAUAUAGUCGGUCAUUGUCAUUUUUCUGUUCAAAUACACACUUGCGCUCACUGAAGGAAAUUUUGUAACAUAUCAACUAUAAAUAAUGUAUUUAUCUCUGAAAUUUUGUAUAUUGCUUUUCAUUAUGUAUGUAUUAAUCGUCAUGCCCUUAAUAUAGUGAUGCAGCACAGAUAAUUCAGCCAAGAACUGUUGCCUUCAUUUGUUUUUCUUUUUUGUAUUUGAUGAAAUGCAAUGUGCAUAUAUUUCAUGUGUAUCCUCGAAACUUUUUGUGUUACACCGUCGAGACUCUCUGUCCAUUUUUUUUAAAAGGGAAGUCAAACUUCAUUGUUUAUUUUUAUAUUGAUUUUAAAUUAUCUAUACAGACCAUUUUGGAGAAAACUUUGUUGGUUGUAUUGUCAAAUAAAUUGUUUGUGACCCAUAUGAUAGUUGUUAAGAUCCAAUAGAGACUAAUGUGCAUGAGGGACAACCUUGGAGAUAAAAAAACACUCCAUUUGUGGUUGUAUUUUUUUCCUUUCCUGUUUUGUAGAAUGUAUAGAAGUCAUUUUUACUCACCACUUAAGACUCUGCCACAUAGCUUACAUGUGUUUACAGGGAAGAAAAUUUAAAAAUGUCAGCAUUUGGAAUGGAAACAGAAAUGACUAAGUGAUGUUUUAUUAAAAUUUUCAGUAAAAAAAACAUAAUAGCCCCUCAACUGUGGACUUCUUCAGUUUUAAGCCCAGUUUGGAUGGCAGAUAAACUGACAAUCAGGAACAAGGAAACAAACAAAUACAAAAAACAACAA
This is a messenger RNA of Xiphophorus hellerii (green swordtail), 4397 nucleotides long. Its product is annotated as transcription factor COE3. Gene Ontology annotation, biological process: regulation of DNA-templated transcription. Lineage: Eukaryota; Metazoa; Chordata; Actinopteri; Cyprinodontiformes; Poeciliidae. Bases 687 to 2435 code for a protein of 582 amino acids. Gene Ontology annotation, molecular function: DNA binding; DNA-binding transcription factor activity. The transcript has 16 exons. The record is from RefSeq and is a predicted model, not a curated record.